Molecule: messenger RNA, 777 nt
Organism: Penaeus chinensis
Lineage: Eukaryota; Metazoa; Arthropoda; Malacostraca; Decapoda; Penaeidae
Product: glycine-rich protein 5-like
Exons: 3
Coding region: 1-777 (258 amino acids)
Source: RefSeq, a predicted model, not a curated record
AUGAAGCUCUUGGUUGUAAUCGCAACAGUUGUGGUUACGUCAUCAGCCGCACCUCAGGGUUAUAACCUGGGUAGCCCAGGACCAGGUUUCGGUUUUGGAGGUUCAGGUUUUGGAGGAGGAGGCUCAAGCUCAGGUUUUGGAGCAGGUUUAGGCUCAGGUUUUGGAGGAGGUUCGGGCACUGGUUUUGGAGGAGGUUUAGGCCUAGGUUUUGGAGGAGGUUCAGGCUCAAGUUUUAUCUCGGGAAGAUGUGGCCCCGGACAGACACAAACAUUGUGUUCAUCCAAACACCUGAACAAAGGUCCAGGACCAGAACCCAUCGUCAUACCUCCACCACAGACGCGAAGCGUCGUCUAUGUCCUCAACAGACAAACGCCAGAACAACCGGAGGUGAUUGAAGUCCCAGCACCACCAGCAACCAGUCCUGAAGUUUUCUUCGUGAACUACGCUGACGGUGAGAACCCAGUUCUUCCGAGUGGUGUCGAUCUACAGACUGCCUUGAAUGCCGCUUCCCAAGGGGGUGGUCAAGUGAUUGGAGGAGGUACCGGCGGUGGUUUCGGAGGCAGCGCUGGAAGUUUCGGAGCGGGCGCUGGAGGUUUCGGAGGCGGCGCUGGAGGUUUUGGAGGUGGUGCAGGAGGUUUCGGAGGCGGCGCUGGAGGUGGUGCAGGAGGUUUCGGAGGCGGCGCUGGAGGCGGUGGUGUUUUCGGAGGCGGUGGCGGAGGACUCAGCGGAGUCACCGGUUCCGUUUCAUCACCAUCGAGUCUUUAUACAGCACCAUAA